Messenger RNA from Corythoichthys intestinalis (scribbled pipefish), 2421 nucleotides. RefSeq names its product polymerase (DNA directed), eta (gene polh). Gene Ontology annotation, biological process: error-prone translesion synthesis; response to radiation. The record is from RefSeq and is a predicted model, not a curated record. Bases 126 to 2045 code for a protein of 639 amino acids. Gene Ontology annotation, molecular function: DNA-directed DNA polymerase activity; damaged DNA binding. The transcript has 10 exons. Lineage: Eukaryota; Metazoa; Chordata; Actinopteri; Syngnathiformes; Syngnathidae. Gene Ontology annotation, cellular component: replication fork; nucleus; site of double-strand break.
AUGACGCAGUUAUGUAAGAACCUGAUUUGCGGGAAAGCAGCAGUUAUAAACCGUGUCGUCCAUAGACACAAAAUUAUAAUUGAAUGUGUCAGAAACUCCUUUAAAUAAUAGCUCGUUAUUCAGUAAUGGAAUACGGGAAAGACAGAGUGGUGGCGUUGGUGGACAUGGACUGUUUUUAUGUGCAGGUGGAGCAGAGGCUGAAUCCUGCUCUGAAGAAAACGCCGUGUGUGGUGGCCCAGUACAAGACCUGGAAAGGAGGCGGAAUUAUAGCUGUUAGCUACGAGGCCAGGGCACAUGGCGUCACCAAGAAUAUGUGGGUGGACGAUGCCAAGAAGCUGUGCCCGGAUCUGCAGGUGGCACGGGUCCGCGAAUCUCACGGCAAGGCGGACCUGAGUCCUUACAGAGAGGCCAGCGUGGAAGUGAUAGAAGUUAUGUCUCGCUUUGCCGUGGUCGAGAGAGCCAGCAUCGACGAGGCCUACAUGGACUUGACCGAGGCCGUCCAACAGCGACUGAAGCACAUGGAGGACAUAGCAAUACAACCUCACCUGCUAAGGACCACUUGCAUCCAAGGUUACCCACACAGUUUGUCGGAAGGAGAGGAAGAAGCUGCUGAUGGUGCCAUUUUAGAUAAAGAAAAGCAGAGGUCCGCAGGUGUUCAGCAGUGGCUGGCGUCCGUACCAAUGCACAACUCUGCUGAGCUUCAGCUCACCGUGGGGGCCCUCAUUGUGGAGGAAAUGAGGGCGGCUGUGGAGCAACACACAAGCUUUCAGUGUUCAGCUGGGAUAUCACAUAACAAAGUGCUGGCCAAACUGGCAUGCGGUCUGAACAAACCAAAUCGACAAACCGUCUUGCCACUGGAGUCUGUGACUGAACUUUUCAACACGCUACCCAUUAGCAAGAUACGCAACCUUGGAGGUAAACUUGGCGUCUCAGUUGGAGAAGUUCUUCAAGUGGAGUACAUAGGGGAGUUGACUCGCUUUUCUCAGGCUCAACUGUGGCAGCACUUUGGCGAGAAGACCGGUCAGUGGCUAUAUGAUUUGUGCCGGGGCAUCGACUUUGAAACGGUGAAACCCAGACAGCUGCCGAAGUCAAUUGGUUGCAGUAAGAACUUCCCUGGGAAAACAUCACUGGCUACAAAAGAGCAGGUCCAGUAUUGGCUUCAUCAGUUGGCUUUGGAACUGGAGGAGAGGUUGUCCAAGGACAGAGAAGUGAACUGUCGUGUGGCAAAGCAGUUAACGGUUGGGGUCCGCCAGCUGGGUGACAAGCGGCCGAGCAGUUUCUCCCGCUGUUGCGCUUUAGUGCGCUACGAUGCCGCCAAGUUGUCCAGUGACAGUUUUGCCAUCAUCAAGAGUCUAAACACAGCGGGAAACCAGCAGGCAGCGUGGACUCCACCUCUCACACUGCUUCACCUCUCUGCCAGCAAAUUCUCAGACGCCCCUUCAGCAUCAGCAGGGAGCAUCACGGGCUUCCUAAGCGCUGACGUGCCAUCCACUCAAAGAUUCCUCACUGUCAGCAACAACUCACGCAAAAGCUACCCCACCAUUCAGUCCUUCUUUAAGAGGCACCAAACACAAGCACAAUCAACCCGGUCAAGCGCCGCAUCUUCUUCGAGUCCUCCCAAAGGUGCUUCAGUAGGCCCUGGCACUGACAUCGCAUCGUUCUUCCUCAGGAGUAACAUCAAAGCAGGUCUAAAGCAGGACUGCGAUGAUGAAGUGCAAGAUAAUAGUGCACCCAUCCUCUUGCCCACCUUUAGCGCGGACGCCGCAGAAGACUUGAUCAAGUGUCAACGCUGCGGCAAAGAUGUGCCAGCAUGGGAGACCCCCGAGCACGACGACUAUCACUUCGCUUUGGACCUGCACAAAUCUUUCUCGCCUUCUUCCUCCGUAGUUAGAUCGGGACCCUCUGCAGUGCCAGCGGUGUCCUCUCCUCCUCCCAAAAGAAAUAGCCCGCUGUCAGGAGGGCCCCCUCCGAAAAGAUAUCGCUCACAAGGUGGAGGGACAGGACGAGAUGUGGGCACUCUGGAUUCUUUUUUCCAAAGAUUCUGAUCAUUUUAUUUGGGAGUGCUUUCUUGAAUUACAUGAAUAAAUACAGUAAGGCCUACAGUUGGCCCAACACAGGAAUUUUUGAAAUACAACUGUAAUUAUAACAUAUGCAACAUGACUUGCUGUUGGAAGCCAGAAUGCCCUUGCAUUAGACAUACUACAAGUAAACAUAGUUACAAGUUUGAUCCUUCAAUGAAUUCAAUUCUUUAUUUAGGAAGGUGUAUUAUUUUCAUUUCUAAAUUGUCAGUACGUCUGGAGCUUUGUGUGGCUUUAUUCAAAUUCUGCUGGAAUAUACUCCAGCUCCCUUGGAUUAAUGUUCACCAAUGUAUUUUUUUCUCAAAGUAUUAAAAGUAUAAUUGGAACCCCAGCGGAUCCUUUU